UUGUUUGAAGUGUCUAAGGGCUGCUCAGAUUGGUUUGCGUCUGUAACUCCGUAUAGCUUUGUUUUGAAUCUCUUACUUUUAUUCAUUGUUGCUUAUUUUUUUAUUACCGUAUAUGUAAUAUUGCCUACCACACUAAUCUGACGUCGCUAGCUUGUAAUAUUUGAAUCUAAAUCGCUGUUACAACGCAUUUGCAUUUGCAGCGCUAGCUUGUCAACUUGUUAACAGUCGCUCGCGCGCUCCUUUUUCAACGCGUUCUUCAAACAGCUGUGGUAAGUCGGAUCAGUCUACAAACACGGUGAGUCAUGUCAUCCUCUCCCAGCAUUGCUACCUGUUCCAUUUGCCACAUGUUUACCAUAGCUCUCUCUGUCAGUGAUGAGGGAUUUACAUGUCAUAAAUGUAGGAAAAUAGUCAGGCUGACAGGGAGAAUCUCAGAAUUAGAGACACGCAUCCAAACUUUAAUCGAGGAUAGUAAGAAUGCAAGGGCUUCAGAUACUGUUUUGGAUGCGACUAGCUUAGUGAACUCUGUACAUUGUUUGGUUCCGGCUGUAGAGCCCGUGCAGCAGGGCACUUGGGUAACGGUGAGGCGGCCUAGCCGCGAAAAACACCACUCUUCCGUUCCAAUAAGAACAUCAAACAGGUUCUCCCCACUCAGUGAUACACCCACUGAGAAUCCUGUUGAAAGUGCCCUAGUUAUUGGCGAUUCUAUUACACGGAACGUGAAAAUAGAGACACCAGCCACCAUAGUCACAUGUUUGCCGGGAGCCAGAGCACCUGACAUCAAAGCAAAUUUAAAAGUGCUGGCUAAUGCUAAUCGUAAAUACUCUAAGAUUAUUAUUCACGUCGGCACUAAUGAUGUUCGACUUCGCCAGUCGGAGAUCACUAAAAUUAACAUUAAAGAGGUGUGUGAACUCGCAAGUACAAUGUCAGGAGAAGUAAUUUGCUCUGGCCCCCUUCCUGUUCGUCGGAGUGAUGAGAUAGUUAGCAGAUUAUCAUCACUCAAUGGCUGGCUGUCUAAGUGGUGUCCGCAAAAUAAUAUAGGUUUCAUAGAUAAUUGGAAAAGUUUUUGGGGCAGACCUGACCUGUUAAAAAGAGAUGGUAUUCAUCCCUCCCGGGAUGGUGCUGCUCUUCUCUCUAGUAAUAUGGCACAUAGUCUUAGAACUGAAACAUGACAAACUGGGGCCCAGGUCAGAAAGCAGCAGACAAACUGGCUAAACCGACCGUCUGCUAGCUGCCUCACGUUACAGAAGUCAGAAAAUUCAGAUAACUCUCAACACAUAGAAACUCUUACACCUAGAUAUUUUCAAAUAGAGACUGUGUCUGUACCCCGAAUUAGUAAAAACAAAAAACUUCCAAACCCAUUUAAUGGUAAAAAUUUAAUUGAUGUUCAACAAAUAAAAAAUAGAGAUAAUAAUGCUAAA
Ctenopharyngodon idella (grass carp) is the source of this 1418-nucleotide messenger RNA. RefSeq lists its product as uncharacterized. Lineage: Eukaryota; Metazoa; Chordata; Actinopteri; Cypriniformes; Xenocyprididae. The transcript has a single exon. The record is from RefSeq and is a predicted model, not a curated record. The coding region runs from base 303 to 1169 and encodes 288 amino acids.